AUGGUUAUAGAUUAUCGGCGAUUAAAUGAGAAUACAAUAGACGAUAAAUACCCGUUACCUAAUAUAACUGACCAUUUUGAUAAGUUAGGCAAAUCUGUAUAUUUUAGUACCCUUGACCUGGCAAGUGGCUACCACCAAUUAGAAGUUAAUGAAGCUGAUAGGCCAAAGACAGCUUUCACACUCAAUCCGGUCACUAUGAAUUCAAACGCAUGCCGUUUGGAUUAA
Parnassius mnemosyne (clouded apollo) is the source of this 225-nucleotide messenger RNA. The record is from the annotation of a GenBank genome assembly. NCBI's taxonomy places the organism in Eukaryota, Metazoa, Arthropoda, Insecta, Lepidoptera, Papilionidae.